Aegilops tauschii subsp. strangulata is the source of this 1089-nucleotide messenger RNA. RefSeq lists its product as uncharacterized. NCBI's taxonomy places the organism in Eukaryota, Viridiplantae, Streptophyta, Magnoliopsida, Poales, Poaceae. The record is from RefSeq and is a predicted model, not a curated record.
AUGCCGCCAGACCACGCCGGCGCCGGCGUCAGCCUGUCACCGGAUAUGCUGGCCAACAUCCACGGCCGCCUGGGCUUUCCCCGACCGCCUCGCCUUCGCCGCGGUCUUCCGCGCCUCGCGCCACGCCUUCAGGCCGGAGGCGCCGUGCCUCCUCCUACCAGGCCGGACGCCGGAGACCGCCACACUCUUCUCCAUCGCCGACCGCCGCCGUGCGCGCCCCGAGCCCAUGCCUUCAUUGGCUCCUCUUGCGGGUGGCUCGUAACCGCUGACGCCGACGCCGCUCUGCGCCUCGUCAACCCAGUGACUGGCGAGCAGCGCGCGCUCCCGGCCAUCACCACCAUCCCCUGCGUCCACGCGCUCCACGAGGGCUCCUACUUGGCCUUCCCGCUGAUGCGGGGCUUCCUCUACCGCAAGGUCGUCCUCGCCCCCGCCGCCGCCGCGGCCAUGCUGGUCACUGGCGCGUGCUUGGGCGUGCCGGCCUUGGCGACGACGGAGGACGCCACGUGGAGGCUGGCUCCCUCGCGGGACGGCGUGGAGGACGCCAUCCACCACGAGGGCAGGUUCUACUCCCUCGGGUACUCCGGCGCCGUGGAGGCGUGGGAGCGCGACCCCGGCACCGGCGAGUUCGGCAGCACGGCCGUCACACCAAUGCUGGACGACGACGAGGCCGGCCAGCCGUGGCGCCGACGCAGGUACCUCGUGGCGGGGCCGGGCGGGCGGUUAAUGGUGGUGCUCAAGGAAUUCAAGCAGACGACGGGCUGGUGUGGCCAGCGCCGGCGGACAUGGUCCUUCAAGGUGUAUGUGCUCGACGGAGCCCAGUGGAAGGAGACGGAGGACAUCGGAGACGCCGCGUUGUUCGUGGGGGCGAACGAGUCCCUGUGUGUGUCCACCAGGGCGCGCCCGGAGCUCAGGGCCGGCUGCGUCUACUACACCGACGACGACGAUCUGGAGCCGAGCAAGGACGACGACGACCAACAGCUUGCUGUCGGGGUGUUGAGCCUCAAGGACGGCACGGUGAAGAAGGUGUGGGGGCUGGUGGGGCGGCACCGGAGCUGGCCGCAGCCUUCCGCUUCCAUCCCAUCCCCAUGA